UCCCAGCUGGAAGAAAGGAAAGAGCCCUGGGUCCCAGACCUCCUGGGUUCAGAGAAAAGGGAGAUCCUGAGAGGUCCCUGCACAGCAGGUGACGCGAUGGUGAGUGAGAACGAGGAGCAGAAUUCUCAGCAGGAAGAUCCUGAGCAAGUGGAAUCACACAGCGCAUUAUUGCAACGCUCCAAAGGAGAUGUGUCCAGGAGUCACGAGCAGGGAACAGCCUAUGAGAUUCAGCACAGAGCGGAGAGGGAGCAGGAAAAACAGCCAGGGGAGAAAAUGGGAAAAUUAAUUUACUGUUGGGGAACUCACAAGGACUUGAAGGACACCACAGCCCAGCAAGAAAUCCUCAGGGGGAAGAGAAAAACUACAUGCCCCGAGUGCGGGAAAAGCUUUAGUCACUGCUCAUCCCUUAUCAGACAUCAGAGAAUUCACACAGGGGAAAGACCCUACGAAUGCUGUGAGUGCGGGAAAAGCUUCACUAACAACUCAAGCCUUAUUACGCACCAGAGAAUCCACACCGGGGAGAGACCCUAUGAAUGCAGGGAGUGUGGGAAAAGCUUCACCGACAGCUCACACCUUACUAAGCAUCACAAAGUCCACACUGGGCAGGGACUCUAUGAAUGCGGUGAGUGUGGGAAAAGCUUCACGGAUAGCUCGGCCCUUCUGAAACAUCACAGAAUCCACACGGGCGAGAGACCCUACGUAUGCUGCGAGUGUCGGAAAGCCUUCAGUCAGAGCUUUGAGCUUACUAGACAUCAGAGAAUCCACACAGGGGAGCGACCGUAUGGAUGCUGCGAGUGCGGGAAAAGCUUCAUUCAGCACUCACACCUCAUUAGGCAUCAGAGAAACCACACAGGUGAGCGACCCUAUAAAUGCGGUGAGUGCGGGAAAAGCUUCACUCAGAGCUCAGACCUGAUUAUACAUCAAAGAAUGCACACGGGGGAGAGACCUUACGUAUGCUCCGCGUGUGGGAAAACCUUCAUUCAGCAUUCACACCUCAUUCGGCAUCAGAGAAACCACACGGGGGAGAAACCCUAUGAGUGCUGCGAGUGUGAGAAGACCUUCAUUCAGCUGUCAGAACUUACUCGACAUGAAAGAAUCCACACAGGAGAGAAGCCCUAUGAAUGCCGUGAGUGUGGGACAAGGUUCACUCAGAGCUCAUCCCUUAAAUAUCAUCAGAAAAUCUGCAAGGGAGAUAAACCCCAUAAAAACGUCACAGGCUAGCCAGACAUUUUCUUCUCUAAUACUUUUGCUAAUUUCCAUGUAGUAACCUUUAAGGCUGUUUGAACCAUUUGCACCACCAUUAUCCCUCAGCUUGUCCAGAUGAGUUGCCCAUUUUUGCCAUUUUGCCCUGUUUUGGAGUGGACCCGGUUGUCCUUGCUAUCAACUCCAUUGUCCCAGAAGUAAUGGGAGUGCGUCUCUUCUUCCAGGAAACAAGGAGCAUCACGUUUAUACCGUUCCUCCUAUUGCAAAGUUAUUGUUAGGGUCAUCAGUGAUACAGAUUGUUUCAUUCUCAGCUGUUCUCACGUUGCUCUGGGUUGUGCUGAAGAGGUUAUUUGUUGACCUUUUUUCAUUAUAUUUAAAUGAAGAGGAGCAGUGGCAGGGAAAAACAUGUCAUUUCAGCCUCGGUGACACUGGAAGGAGAUGGGGUGACUCAGAGAUUCCUUCCUUCCCCAUCACUCCAGAAAUGUUCACACCUCUCUGAGCUAUGCAGAGUUUAUCUUCUUCACAUUCCAUCCCUCUGCUUCUCAAAGUGUCAUGUGAUGCAGUGUUCUCAGCUGUCUGUGCUUGGAGAAGAUGCUUUGACUUCUUUAAUCCUUUAUCAGAGUCACUAUGGCUGGAGAUGAAAGUGUCAAAGACUUGGAAGGGGAAUUCAAAUGGAUCCCAAACACAGUGGGAUGAUUUGCAGUUUAAUCCCAGUUUCCAACUAUUGGCCAAGCCACCUGGGGGAAGAUUGGCUGUAUUUUCCUCAUUAUGAGGAUGCUAAAAUGCUAAAACUUUUGUAAAUUACACAACUUGACAGUGCCGAAUGAAGCAGGUUUGAAUGGAUCAGAGGAGAACGUGGUGGGAGAAUCUCUUGUCCCAAUUCUGAGUUAUUAGAUGUAACCUGCUCUGGAACUUCACUCAGCACUUUCACUGUCAUGUAUUCUGUCUCUCUGUGAUGUGGGUUUCUAUCUUUCCUGAAAAGUUGUUUGGUCGCCCAAUUAGAUAUUAGUUUACUUUGAUGGGAUGUAGCUCACAUUUAUUGGAGACUUUGAGACAAAUGACCAGUUGCUAAAGUCAUUACUUCUCACUUCAGCGCUGCUUUUCCCCCAUCCCUCCAUGAUGACGUGGAGAAAGUUCAAGUGCCGUUCACUCAACAGGAGAGAAGUCUCCAAUUUACUGGCCAUGUUAACAAAGCAGCAGCCGUGAUUUAAAAUCUCCACUGGGAAAUGGUGAACAGCAGCAGAACCCCAACUAACUGAAGCAAGUGCAGAUGAUCACAGUGGAGUUCAGUUGUUUAAGCCAGCAGUUCUCAAACUUCAUUGCACUGUGACCCCCGUCUGACAACAAAAAUUAAUCCCCAGUGGAAGCAGUGCGGAGUGGAUGAAGCCACACCUGAGUCCAGCUGUGUGUGGGGGGAGGGGAAUGAAGCUGCACCCCAAGUCCUGCCAUAUGCGGGGGCUGAAGCUGCAGAAAAAUAUCUAUUUUUGACUAGAAACUCCACCUCUGGUAACUUAACGAGAUUCUGGUCCAGGCCUGUAGCUAGUUCCUAGCCUUGACCCAUGCCACCAAGUUAAAGAAACACUGGGCAUGUUUGGGGAAGCCGUUCCACACUAGCAUGGCUGAGAUUUUUGAGUUGUUUGGUAAAGGGUUCUACUUCAGAGAAAUUUACUAUAACCCAGGCCAAUGAUUUAGAAAGAAGGAGGGUGGAAAUAGUAUAUACCUUGUUCUUGGUUUUCACCCAGUAAGGGUCAGUGGUGACCCAUGGCCCAAGGAAAAUUGUUUGUAUAACACCACUUCCUAGUUAAGUGUCACGCUUACAGUCCCAAAGGAUGCCAGGGUUAGAUUGAGAACAAUCAUCUUUCACCGUUUGAAUCCAGGAGGCAAAUAGAGAGUCCUUCCGAGGACAUUCCUUCCCUGUGAAUCCCAAACUGGCGGCCGCUGCCAUGCUGUGGAAAUGAUGGUAAGCAAUGAGGGAAUGAACGGGUCAGGCUCCAGUUGACUGCAGGAUACACAAAUGUUCGAGUUCUGAUCUCUGCUUUUGCGUUUUAGGACUCAUGUACACUCAAAAUGCUACAUCGGCACGGCUGCACCAGUGGAACUGCGCCCCUGCAGUGCUUUAAUGACAAACCUAUAACAUGAAGGGAGAGAGCUCUCUUGUCAGCUUAGGUAAUCCAUCUCCCCAGGAGGUGGUAGCUUUGUCAGCAGGAGAAGCUCUCCCGCCGACACGGUGCUGUCUGCAGGGGGUGACAUUGUGUACCUCAGAGUAGCACCCCGGAAUCCCCAUAUUCACCACUGCCAUAUGACGGACAUGUUUUGUGCAAUGCAGGCCUUGUGAGGGAUCAUUUUAAAAGUCUAGCUCUGUUGAACCGUAAUAUCUUGUUGAAUUGUAGGUACGAUCCUUGUAUGUGAAGUUGUGAAGUACUGCUAUGUGUGUUACUGAAAUACGCUGUGAGGUUGGGAAACGCCCAGAGCCAACCUUUCUGCUGCAACAAAGGAGAAGCUGUCGCUGGCCAGACAGGCACUGAUGGCUCAUCAAGAAGAAUCCAUUCUCCCAGAGGCUCCUUAGAGAGGGAACGUAUGCAGUGGGGACAGCCGAACCCAGGGGUCGACAGCCUUUCAGAAGUGGGGUGCCGAGUCUUCACUUACUCACUUUAACUUAAGGUUCUGCAUGCCG
Molecule: messenger RNA, 3877 nt
Organism: Gopherus evgoodei (Goodes thornscrub tortoise)
Lineage: Eukaryota; Metazoa; Chordata; Testudines; Testudinidae
Product: zinc finger protein 501-like
Exons: 3
Coding region: 97-1221 (374 amino acids)
Source: RefSeq, a predicted model, not a curated record